AUGAAGGGAAUUGCUCUUCUUUCGCUUUUUAGCGCUGCACUAGCCCAUCCGGCUGGCCUUUGGUGGGGUACCGAUGUCUGCUACACCAGUCCAGAGAAUACCGACAAUCAGUGCUCGGAUGUUCAGCAGAAAGGCUUUGACCUGUCUGAGUUGGCAAACGGUGACAAUUGGAGCUUUGAAGGCUUCCACUUCGUUGGGCUCGAGCCCAAGAAUGGCUGUCAUGGAUCUAGUUACGGGGGUACUUGUCUUGGGGGAAAGCUUUCUCGUGAUGAUGACUGGACAAUCAAGAUUUCCGCCGCCGACGCUCCAUUCUCAAUCCGAAACUUCCAUCUUUCAACUUCCCGGAACACUGAUAUCUUCAUCAUCUAUGAGAUGCCUGAUGGUUCUUCCUGUCACCACGUCACUUCGAGCUCGUACAAGGGAACCGAUGUCGGCAAUGACCAGUGUGGCGGUGCUGUUUCAGUCGAGUUCACGCUUCCCGAAGAGAGCAAGUUCGGUGAUUGUGAUCUCGAGAUCCAUUCAAUCGACUUUGACUGCUCUACUGGGUCCAAGCCACCAGUUCCUGUCAUUGAACCCCCUCACUCUCACUCUCACUCUCACUCUCACUCUCACUCUGAGCCUAGCCCGAGCUCGACUGUUUCUUUGCCUCCUUUCCAUUGGACCUCAUCCGUGCCGCAUGUUCCUACGACUAGCAGCUCAUUCCAGCAUUGGACGACUUCCACGGUCUGGACUACCGAGGAGAUCACCAUCACUCAAUGCCCACCAACCGUAACUAACUGUCCUGCUCAUUCAACUGUUUUGAUUACAUCUACAUAUCCACUGUCAACCACAGUCUGCCCAUCUACGCCCGUGCAGACGGUUCAUUCGGACCCCCGAAGUCGACUGCUUCCUUGCCUCCUUUCCAUUGGACCUCUCUGGACUACCGAGGAGAUCAUCGUCACUAAAUGGGCAUCAACUGCAACUGAAUGCCCUAGUUCUUCAACCGUUCUUACUACCUCUACACAUCCACUGUCAAGCACGCCCUGCUCGUCUACGCCCGUGCAAACGUCCACUAGCACAAGUUGCACCUCGUCUAUGCCCGUGCAAACGUCCACUAGCACAAGUUGCACCUCGUCUACGCCCGUGCAAACCCCUAGCACAAGCUGCACAACAUCUCAUUUCGUCCAUUCGCACACUACUCCAAUUAGUACCCCAACCCCAAUCGCGCCCAGCCCGCCCGCUGUUACUGCCCCUUGCCCCAACGUGGUCCCCAAGUGUCUCAACACAUGGCUCUCCAUUCCUAAGUGUGACUCCAACAGCGACGUGGGAUGCUUCUGCCCAUCCACCGAGUUUACGGACAAAGUUAGCGGGUGCAUUCGGGCCUGGAGCACCUCCCAGACGGAGGAAGAUUCCGCCCUUGCUUACUUCGCUGGUAUUUGCGCCCCCUUCGUCCCGGAGAACCCUGCUAUUGUAGACAUCGCUACAACCUGCACUUCUCCCCUCGUUCCCAAGACCACUGCUGGCCCUCAAAUCACUGGCAACACACGUACCUUUGUUGAGACUGUUGGUGUAGCCACGACUGUCCCUCAGACUCCUUGUACCACUAUCAGCUGGGCCUUGCACACAGCAACUGUGCCGCUCGUUGGGUUCAGCACAGUCACUUGUUCCUCUACAACAUCUGUGAAUCUGGUGGUUGUUACUACGACCAGUACUCCUUCCAAGACCCAUCACUAUGCGCACGCGUCCUCCUCGAAGAUGACAACUAGCUGCAAGCCCACCUCUUCUCUUCCGCCAACUGCCCCUGGGAUCACUGUCUCCAAGCCUUCAGGAUCCGAGCCAACUGAAACUGUCGCUUACGGAAAUGUUGGAUCGAAACUACCCUUGUGUAGUCUCUGGGCUUUUGGUAUUUCCCUUCUGGCGCUUUUCAUCUAA
Messenger RNA from Penicillium psychrosexuale, 1911 nucleotides. RefSeq lists its product as uncharacterized. The coding region runs from base 1 to 1911 and encodes 636 amino acids. NCBI's taxonomy places the organism in Eukaryota, Fungi, Ascomycota, Eurotiomycetes, Eurotiales, Aspergillaceae. The record is from RefSeq and is a predicted model, not a curated record. The transcript is spliced from 4 exons.